CUGCUUUUGGGGUCGAUCAAUACCGCGUAGUGGGAGUAGCUGUCAGAUUCAAGGACGCGCGAUUGAUUUUAGGUUAAGAAAUGUCAAAUGUAACGUAAAAUAGGCCAGUUUUGUGUGACUGAUAAACAAACAUGAGUUCAAAAUCGAAAUGUGAAGUGAAUACGGACGGCAGCGUGCGUUUGAGUGACAUUUUGAACUCGUUCAACUCUGCGAUACGCGAGGAACAUGCCUGGGCUUUGUGUUAUCAGUGCGCCAAGUUUUUUAGGGGGUGUAUACAAACAAAAAGGAGGGAUUGUUGGAGUGUUACCGAGGUGGAGCAUGUUUACUUGAAAACGGACGGUAAUGUGCACGAAAAAACGGUUAAAUUAACGCAAGAAUGCAGCAGGAAACUGCUUUUGAGUGAAAAAGAUGUGGUGGCUGGUUUGGGGUUUGUAAUAUACACAGCGUUGGAUAAUCGCACACAAAAUGGGGAGGAACGGGUGAUUAGCAACGACUUGGAGCAGGUUAUAAGUGAUAUGAUAUCGAGUGAUCUCACAAAUUCCAUUGAACAAGGCCAUAUUGAGACAGAUGAUGAAGGUAUUGAAACUGAUGAGAACGAGGAACCAGGCACUUCCAAAAGCUCACAACACAUAACCCUACAAGAGGUGAUACGGCGUUGCGAGUUACACCUAGGAACUCUCACCAAAUCCCAAAUUGAAGCUCAUUACAAAGCUGUUGUAAGGGCAUUAGUUGCAGAAGCUCUAGAAUUAUCCACAUUUUUGGACAAAGUUGCACAAGGUAUACUACCCUCAAACAGCUCAAACCACUCAAGUUUAAAUGAGCUACAAUUUUCCGACUGGGCCAUGUUCUGGGUGCAAGUCAUGGGGGAAUUACGUACAGGCGUCAAGUUAAAAAAAGUGAACUACAGUAAAGCCCCCAUCGAAUACGAAUUAACCCCCUAUGAGGUUCUUAUGAAAGACAUAAGGAAUUGCAAGUAUAACCUGAGAAAAAUCAUGGUGAACGGAGAUGUUCCGUCUAGAAUCACCAAAGAUGCUCACAAUAUUAUUUUAAAUUUUAUCCGCUCUAGACCUCCUUUGAAGAAAGCUUCCGAUAGAAAAAUCUCCCCCAGAACCCCUGUUUUAACCCCCAGAGAGCAACUUUUGAACUCCAUUAAAAAAGGGAGAAAAUUGAAACCUGUACCAAAGACAAACUACGUAGUACAAAAACUGAAACUGCAGUCCAGUCCUAGAGAGGAAAACGCGAGACCUGCGGCCGGGCGCCGACUCAUAAAAGUCGACUUCUCUCAGUUCGAAGAGGACGAAGACGAAGAAGAAGCGUGCACCCCGGACUCUACGACAGAGCCGGGCCUCUGGUCCUCGGAAUACCCGCACGCGAUAGACGGCACCUUGGAGGCGUACGAUCUGGCCAUGGACGACUACUCCCCGGCCAGCCGCAUUCGCAGGCACACCCUGGGCGUGGUGGACAACAAUCUGGGAUGCUACUCGGUGCCGCAGUCGCGCCCGUGCUCGAGACAAUCGUGCAACAGCUCGGAAGCCGAGUCGGUGCAGCUGGAGCCGGAGGUGGCGAGAGCCAUACAAAUAGAGCUCACGAAUACGCAGACCUGGCAGGACUCGAUAUCGUUGGACGACAGGUUGAGCCUGACGUUGUCGGAAAUCGUGCACAUCAGGACCGUGCUCACGAAAGCGGAGUUGGAAGCGCUGCCGGCAGAGGGCGGCGUCCGCCACCAGGCCGAAACCAGGCGCGUGUGUUUUCUCUGCCUGAAAACCCGCUUCGGCAUUUUCGGGCCGUGGGGCCAACGUUGCACGCUCUGCAAGCGCACCGUGUGCUCGAAGUGCUGCUCCAAAAUGAACAUCCCCAUGGAGCACUUCAGCAGCGUGCCGGUGGUGCUGCUGAGUCCCAGCAUAAUGGCGACGCCGGAGGAGGAUAAGUCUCCGGUGGGCGCCGAUUCGAGGGACUCGAGCCCCGUUCGCAUGGACAAGAGCACUAUAAGCGACCCGGGCACGUCGCUGAGCUCGCUCUCCAGGUUUCGCUCCAAAGCCGCGGCCGUGGGGCGGGCCUCGAGGUACGUGGACCAGUUCAAGGCCUCGCAGAUGGUCGUGUGUCACGAUUGCAGGAUGAUGGUGUUGCAGAUUAUCAAGUCGGCCAGGGCGAAUCGCUCGGCGAUUCGCAACAAAACUCUGCAAAGUUUAACGUUGAAUCUUUCACCCGUGUUUUAAUCCAAUUACGUGAUAUUAAUCGAUGUUUAUCAAAGAUAACUCAGUAGUGAUAUUAGUUUUUAAAUAUUAAAUGAAUCUUGUUGCAUUUAUGUAGAAUUUUAUUCCUAAGUGUAACUCUGUCGUUUUGUGAAGAUUUUAAUUAUUUU
Molecule: messenger RNA, 2362 nt
Organism: Brassicogethes aeneus
Lineage: Eukaryota; Metazoa; Arthropoda; Insecta; Coleoptera; Nitidulidae
Source: the annotation of a GenBank genome assembly